This is a messenger RNA of Coccinella septempunctata (seven-spotted ladybird), 7104 nucleotides long. Its product is annotated as afadin. NCBI's taxonomy places the organism in Eukaryota, Metazoa, Arthropoda, Insecta, Coleoptera, Coccinellidae. Gene Ontology annotation, molecular function: cell adhesion molecule binding. Gene Ontology annotation, cellular component: adherens junction. Bases 297 to 5867 code for a protein of 1856 amino acids. The transcript is spliced from 18 exons. The record is from RefSeq and is a predicted model, not a curated record. Gene Ontology annotation, biological process: regulation of protein localization; signal transduction.
UUUGUAUUCGAAACUUGAAUGUUUUGAUUGUUUGCGAGUUGCGACUGUUGCGAGUACCUACUACUAUACGCGUUUGUGAGGAAGGUGGUUUGUGUGUCGUUUCGUUCAUUAAAAUUCGCAUAGUUACAUGACAACAAAGUUUCCGACAAUCUUUAAAUCCACGAAUGAUACAUUACUUUGACUGAAUUGUGGAGUGAAGUGAUUAGAAACCUGUUUUGUACAUCUGUGAAGUGUAAUGUCUGUGAAUUGUAUUACUCCGACUGCUCUAUCUUAGGUGUUCAAUUAUCAGGACAUAAAUGCAUGGCAAUUCAUUGGAACGCAGGGCCCUCGAGAGAGAGGCCCUGCGUAAUGUCAUCAUUCAGUGGAACGCCAACAGAUUAGAUCUUUUCGAGCUAUCGGAGCCAAAUGAGGACCUGGAAUUCCAUGGCGUCAUGCGGUUCUACUUUCAAGAUUCGGGUCAGAAGGUAGCGACGAAAUGUAUCCGCGUCGCCUCGGACGCUACUGUGGAAGACGUUAUCGGCACUCUCGUCGAAAAAUUUCGCCCGGAUAUGAGGAUGCUGUCGGUACCCUCCUAUGCCCUAUACGAGCUUCACGAGGGUUGCCCAGAAAGGAAAAUGGCACCUGAAGAAAAACCCCUAUUAGUACAAUUGAACUGGCACGUGGACGAUAGAGAAGGCAGAUUUUUAUUGAAAAAUGUAGAUGACAAAACGGUGAAUUCAAUCGGCAGCAUAGACUCUAACGCAAGCUUCAGAAGAAAACUAUCGAAAAGGGAGAAGAAGCAAUUAAAGAAACAGGAGAAAUUGUCCAGAAUGAAAAGCGAGAACGGUGAUAUUAAUGAUAAGCAAGAUGGUGUAGCUGAGAAAUUGUACACUGAAUUACCUGAAACUUCUUUCACACGAUCAAUAUCUAAUCCAGAAGCAGUGAUGAGAAGAAGACGGCAGCAGAAAUUGGAGAAGAAAUUGCAGCAGUUCAGAUCCAAAGAUGGAGGACCGGAUACAGGGGGCACCUUGAAGAUAUAUGGAGAAGCUUUGUGUAAAGACGUUCCAUACAAAACUCUCCUUCUAUCCAUUCGUGAUUGUGCCGGUGCUGUUGUUCGAGAAAUGUUAGACAAAUACGGUUUGAGUAGGGCCGACCCUACUCAGUGGUGUCUUGUGCAAGUGAACGCUAACGCCAAUGGGACCACUGAAUCAGAAUAUGUGCUUGACGAUGACGAAUGUCCACUUUCUAUAUUGAUGAAUUCUUCAAAUACUGGAUCAAUCAUGUUCCACGUGAGAAGAAGACCGGCAGAUUGUGCGCCACGUAAAAGAAAAAAGAAACCGGGGGCGUUAGGUGCGAACAACAAUCCGAGAGACUCCAGGGAGAGCCAAGCUCCACUUUUGGUGGAACUAGGUCCCGAUGGUUCAACUCCGCAUCCUAGUGAUACGGCCAGGACGAUAAGGUUGAAUACGGAAGUCAUGGAGGUGGGCUCUGCUAAUGGCAUAGCCUUACAACUUUAUAGCCCUCAUAUUCAACCUCGUCAUUGUGUCAUAACCAACACAGAUGGCGUUACCUCCCUAACUCCAUGUCACGCGGAUGCUCAUACAUACGUUAAUGGACAAAGGAUACACCAAACAACCAUUCUGACACAUGGCAGCUUAGUGAAAUUUGGCAACAGCAAUACAUAUAGAUUUUUGGACCCAUCACAAGAAGAGAGAACGAGACAUUCGGGUGCAAUGCCUGAUUCGUCUAGUAGGAUAUAUGACAGCAAAACUACUAGACCACAAAGCCCGUCUGAAACUAAUCAAAGAAAUAUCGUUGAGACAACGUUUGAUAUAGAAGGAAAUGUUGAGACCAUUUCCCUAGCAAGUGGUGCUAAAGAAGACAGUAGAUCCGUGGGAUCAUCAUCAGAAAACAGAGUGAGCGGUUUGGACCGUUAUCCAAGGGGCCAAGAUCCUAUAUUACCGGCAGUCUUAGAAUUUCCGGAAGAACCGCAAGAACAAUUUUUAGCACGAGUGAUCACGCAUUUAGAUGUGACAACUCCUACUUUUCGGCUAGCUCCUGCAUACACCUUGUACCUUUGUGCUAGAUAUAGAGCGUCAACUCAUUAUCGGCCUGAACUUACACCAAUGGAAAGAGCCCAUAAAUUGACUUUGUUACUUCAGCAUGCAGCGAUGCUCAUAAGGCACACAAUCCAGGAUAGGAGUACAGAAAUCACAUCCCAAGCCUUCUGGUUAGCAAACGCCAGUGAAUUGCUCCAUUUCCUCAAAUCAGACAGACAUGUUAGUGCUUUUUCGAUACAAGCUCAGGAUACAUUAGCUGAUGCAGUGCAACUAGCUUUCAAAAACCUUGUUGCAUGCUUGACUGAUGAAUUGAAUGGCGCACUGAGCUUCUUUGUGACAAUGAGUGGGGAUGACCACCCAAGGGAAGUAAUAAAUGUCUUAAGCAAUGCGAUGAAUCUCUUGAGGAAAUGUCGAGUAAAUGCAGCAUUAACAAUACAGCUGUUUUCUCAUCUAUUCCAUUGGAUUUCGGCUAAAGGAUUAUAUCACAUCAUCAGUAAUAGCAAUCUUUGUACCAGAAGCUUUGGACACAGGAUGUUCAAUCGACUAAGGAAUCUUCAGGCAUGGGCUGAAAGUCAAGGGUUAGAGUUGGCGGCCGAGUGUCAUCUAGCAAAAAUAUUGCAGUGUGCUCAUCUACUUCAAGCACCAAAGAGUACCCCUGAAGAUCUAGCGAAUUUGUCAGCAGCUUGUUUUAAGUUGAAUUCAAUGCAGUUGGGUGCUUUGUUAAUGCAGUAUAAAGCUGAACCAGGCGAAAAAAUUGCAUCUCCUUCGCUCUUAGAGCAAGCUGCCAAAGCCGCCGAAAGUGUUGCAGAUGAGUUGGCUAGAGCAGAAGGUCGCGAAAUAACAUUAUAUGACGACCCUGCCCCACCUCUCCAACUUCUUUUACCAGAUGAUGGAUUUAGCUGUGAUGUAGUCCAAGGUGUUCCACCAGGCUUAGCAGAUUUUCUUCACCCUCUUCAAGCAUCCGGACUAUGCCGACUGGCAGCGCAACCCACUAGCUCUGGUCAUUGGACAGUGUACAUGAAUGUUCCAAGACCUCCAAGCGCUUUGAGUAGCUCCCAACCAGAGGUACAAGUUAUCCGUUUGCACAAAACUGGGGGUGGUAUGGGUUUAUCAAUAGUUGCAGCUAAAGGUGCAGGCCAAGAAAGAUUGGGUAUUUACAUUAAAUCUGUGGUCCCUGGAGGUGCAGCUGAUAGAGAUGGGAGAUUGGCCGCUGGGGAUCAGUUACUGUCGGUUGAUGGACAGUCUUUAUUGGGAAUCACUCAAGAGAAGGCCGCCGAGUUCUUGGUUAGAACUGGCAGUAUCGUUACUUUAGAAGUUGCUAAAGGAGGAGCUGUGCAUCAUGGAUUAGCAACUUUGUUGCAGCAGCCAAGUCCUACUCCACAUAGAGGGCCUCGAAGAAUGUCUGAGAGAGAUCUUCCAUCGAAGGUAGAUUCAGAGCGUACAAUUCCAUCUUCGAAAUCAGUGCCAGCUCUUCAUCACAUUUCACCAAAUUCUGAACAGAGUCGACCUACCCAUGAUGUUUUCAAUCCAGGUUAUAGUAGAACAUCUUCGAAUAAUAGUAUCAAUACAAAUAGUGUAGCUCAGAUUCCCCAAAGUGCACCAAUAAAUACUUCAGGUCUAAGAAGCAGAUCCACGCACAACUUGCUUCAACAGGACAAUGGAUUCUAUCAAAAUCUGAGUGUUUAUAGAAAUAAAAUGCCUAAUCAAUUGGGAGACAGAACUUCUGCCCUGAGAAGCUCACAGAACUCCCUACAAUCUUCGAAUAAUUCCCAAAGACCCGCUUCUGCUUAUUACCCACCUGCUAACACCAAUUCUCAGAGUAGGAUGAAUCUACAUCAGUCGAUACCAAAUCUGAAAAGUCCUCCUUCAAUGCAUAGACUUCUACAAAAUGAAGAUUCAAGGUCUGGCUCUUUUCCUAAUGUCAACCAUCAGCAGUUCAAUCAAAAUUCGUACCAAGGAAAUCCAAACACAUCAGGGCAAAACUACUCCCCAGGAAUAAAUAAUUAUAAUACAAGACAAGAAGAAAUGAAUAACAAAUAUUUCACAUAUGGAGGAAAUACACAUACCAGUCAAACACAUGGAAAUUCACACUUGAUGGGAAAUAUGAACAAUUUGCAUCAGCCGUUGAAUAUUCAAGCUAACGGUCAUCGACAUGAAGAACGAUAUACGAAUAACGGAUCUGGUUUACUCAGAGAAGAUGUGAUUAGACAUUCUCAAGGUCUUCGUCAUGAAGAUAUGAUGAGAUAUCCUAGUGUAUCGAAUAUUCGGUUGUCUGAAACUCAAAUGCAACAAAACAGAAUACAGGAGGAUUUCAACCGAUUAAAUGAUUUGAGAGCUUCAAAGAGUGAGGAUAUGAUGAAACAACAUCACAUGAAUAAUACAUAUCACGGUGAUAUCAUGAGCUAUGCCAAUAGCAGUGGAAUAAAGAGCCAUGAGAGCAGUAUGAAAAUUGAUUCACCCCAACUGAGACAAAGUACGGAUAUGCUACAUCACAGAUUCAACAAUGAGCAAAUGACCCAUUUAAGAGGGCAGGCAAAAUUGGCUGAAAUGGGUGAGGAGGUUAGAAGGCGGCAGAAUAGGGCAAUGCCUCCCUACACUCAAUCAUCACAUUACUCAAACCAGUUUCACAAUCAGAACAGCCCGUCAUACUCUAAUUCUCCAAACUUCAAUGUAAACAUGAUGCAUAACACUCAAAGUAUGCAGAAUCUCAAUUUGAAUAGUUCAAACUAUCCCCUAAGUCCCACAUAUAGUAAUCACAGUGGAAAUAUUCCAUCAUCACCUACAUCAUAUAAAUCACCCCCUGUAUCUUCUAAAAUAAUUAAGAAGCAAGAGGAUGUACCUGAACCUCCACCUACUAGUACCCACCCACUAUAUUCUGCAAGUGCUCAAGAUCCUCCCAAAAUGUCGUUUUAUCCAACCAAUCCAACAGGCACAACCACCAAAACUCCCAAAGAUCCUUGGGCAAGAGAAGAACAAGAACGACAAGCGGAGGCUAGGAGAGAAGCAGCUAGGAUAUGGCAAGAACAACAAAUAAAAGAACUUCUUGCCCUUCCUCACAGGAAUCCUCAGCAAGAAGAACAACUGAGAGUGCUGCAGUUAGAAAGAGAAUUCCAACGAAGGGCUUUGGAAGCAGACCAGGAUGAUGAGGACACUGAGAAGGAAAGUCUCUCUCCUCACAUGCCUCAACCUGUUUCAAGUCAGACACAGGUUACUACUUUACAAACUUCAACGGCUACUAGUCGGACAGAAGCUCCACCCACAUCUAUUCUCAAGCCAGGAGGUGUUAGUACUGGCCCCCCUUCAAGUAGUUCUGAGAAUAGUCAGAACUCGCCUACGGAAUCCGCUGCUCCUCCACCUCCUGAGAGAGGUUCUAGCUUUGCUGUGAUGUCAAUGAGAGCUAAGGAAAACACUAAACGCGUCUCUUUCAAUGACACAAGCCCUACCAGUCCACAAGCACCAAAUACUCUUCAUUUUGAUGAAAACAUUAGAGAAGAUCCCAACAGUUUCAUUCGGCAAGCUGAAUCAAUGUUGGCAUCUCCCACAACACCGACAUCACCAGGUGGAGUUCUGAAUAGCACACCUGGCGUUAUUGGUGCACAAGAAGUGUACAAAGAUCCACGUGCCAAAAGGUUAGCAGAACAAGCUCAACAGAAGAAUGUUGCUGCAACUCCUGUUCCUGAGAAAUUAUCCUUCAAAGAAAAAAUGAAGAUGUUUGCUAUGGAGAGUGGUGAAAACAGCUCGUUUAAGGAUAAGAGCAAAAUUAGUAAAGCACAGAGAGAAAUAGACACUUUGGGAACUAAUCAGAAUCAAUCUGGUAUGGUGCACUAACAAGUGAACAUCAAAGUCCAUUUAUACAAAAUAUUUAUUUACAAUGAUAUAAAAUUAUAAUGCUAUAUUGAACAUUCUUUCAUUUUUCCGAAAAUUAUUCUCCACAGAACCAAUUUACUGAUAAUUUGAGAAACCUUACAAUUUUCCAAUUCGAAAUUCUACCAUCCAGAACAAGAGACCAAGCAUUUAGAAAAACUCUAUAGCAUCAAGUUCCUGCUAUUAUUGUUGAAAUUUUUGGACCAAUUUGAAGCCUCGAAACUAUUCUUGGAACUGAGUAACCCAGUUAUCUUAUGAUUCUAUAUGUAUAUAUCUUAUGAUUCUAUAUGUAUAUAUAGAUAUCCAAAAAUAUAGUUUUCAAACAUUUAUUGGUGCGAAAAAGUGUGAUAAGCUAGGUGAAUAAAUUAUUUAGAAUUGAAAUUCCAUUAUUGCGUUAGGAUAAAAGAUGUCUGAGAACUAAAUAUUCUCAAAAUUAAAUAUUUUCAUUUUUUAAAUGCCUGAAAACACAAAUCCAUAGAAAUAUGUUGUGUAGAUACUUUAUCGUGAUUAUGAUAUUGAAAAUAUUUCCUUCAAAGAAAACCUUCUAGAUUCUAAAUGUUAAACAAUACCUGAAUUAAUCUGAAGUGGCACUGAAAUGUAGUUUCCAUAGAUAUACUUACUACUGAUAAAAUAUUUACCGUCCAAGUUGCAGCUUUUCAUUGUACAACGAGGCCAAUUUUAACUGACUAAAUCUAGUUCUUAAUUCUUGAUUUCUAUUGAGUAGAGAUAAUUAUAUAAAUUUGACGAAAAUGAAUUUAUUAGAAAAGUUUCCUUCGAAAAUUAUAUUGUAACAUAAAUAUAGAGAUUAUUUUUGUCGUUUUAUAUAUAAAAUAUACCCAUCUAAAUAAUAAGAGCAAUAUAUUGCACAUAAUAAGGACCAAUGUUAAUAUUAUACAUAAAUAUAUACCUACAAUAAUAUUAUAUUCUUAUGACAUUCCCAUAUCAUCUUGUCUUUUUUACGUAUAGUUUUGGAAUUAACUUUCUUAUUUGAGAAUUUUGUUGAUAUAUAUUAGAAUGUAAUCUAUGAGCAAUAUGUAUAUUCAAUUAUGAAAUUAGAUGAUAUAGUGUAAAUAAUGUUGUAUAUUGUAGGUUACACUUAUUUUAUUGCCUCAGAUUAUAAUUUUUUCAAGGCUUUCCUUUCAUCUUAUUGUCCUUUAUUUUCUGUGAGAACACAAAUAUAUAUUAAAGAAUUGAAAUCGUG